Molecule: messenger RNA, 8865 nt
Organism: Equus caballus (horse)
Lineage: Eukaryota; Metazoa; Chordata; Mammalia; Perissodactyla; Equidae
Source: RefSeq, a predicted model, not a curated record
CGUCACAUGACGCAGCCCAUCAUGGCGGCGGGAGCGCGGCUGCCCGGGCCCGCGGCUCCGCAGGGCUGCUGCUGUUGCUGCUGUUGAGAGGCGGCGGCGGCGGCGGCGGCGCAGGCAGCGGGCAGGCGGGAAGGAUGAUGUUUCUGUGGCCGGAGCGGCGGGUGCGGAUCAGGAGCCGGGCUGAGGUUUGGCCGAAGCGACGUGUGCUCAGGAGCAGCCGGCGCGGGUGCCGCUGAGGCGGCUGAGGGAGGCAGGACCGACUGACGGGCGGACGGACGGACGGACGGAAGGCGACCGAGAAGAGCCGGCCCCGGGGCCGCGCCGUGGGCGAGAUGCCGGGGCCGCCGGCGUCGCUCCUGCUGCUGCUGCUGCUCCUGGCCGCCGGCGGGGCCGGCGCCGCGCCACUUCCGCAAACAGGUGCAGGUGAGGCACCUGCUGUGGAAGUUUCCUCAUCCUUUGUGAUCCUAUCUGUGUGCAGUUUAAUGAUAUUAAUAGUGUUAAUUGCCAACUGUGUAUCCUGCUGUAAGGACCCAGAAAUAGACUUUAAGGAAUUUGAAGAUAAUUUUGAUGAUGAAAUAGAUUUCACACCACCAGCAGAAGAUACUCCCUCCGUUCAAUCCCCAGCAGAAGUUUUCACCCUUUCAGUACCAAAUAUUUCACUACCAGCUCCAUCACAAUUCCAGCCUUCUGUAGAAGGUUUGAAGUCUCAAGUUGCCCGCCACAGUCUAAAUUAUAUACAGGAAAUUGGAAAUGGCUGGUUUGGAAAGGUCCUCCUUGGAGAGAUUUACACGGGCACUAGUGUAGCAAGAGUAAUAGUGAAGGAGCUAAAAGCAAGUGCAAGCCCAAAGGAACAGGAUACUUUUUUGAAAAAUGGAGAACCUUACUAUAUUCUUCAGCAUCCAAAUAUUCUUCAGUGUGUUGGACAAUGUGUAGAAGCAAUUCCCUAUCUUCUGGUGUUCGAGUUCUGUGACUUGGGCGACCUAAAGGCUUACCUGCGCGACGAGCAGGAGCACGUGCGGGGGGGCUCGCAGACCAUGCUGCUGCAGCGGAUGGCGUGCGAGAUCGCCGCGGGGCUGGCCGCCAUGCACAAGCUGCACUUCCUGCACAGUGAUUUAGCCCUGCGGAAUUGUUUUCUGACCUCGGACUUAAAUGUGAAAGUGGGAGAUUAUGGAAUAGGAUUCAGCAGGUACAAGGAGGAUUAUAUUGAAACAGAUGAUAAAAAAAUUUUCCCUCUGCGAUGGACUGCUCCAGAAUUAGUAACCAGCUUUCAAGACAGACUACUAACUGCAGAUCAAACUAAGUAUAGUAAUAUCUGGUCCCUGGGUGUGACACUUUGGGAGCUUUUUGAUAAUGCUGCUCAGCCUUAUUCCAACCUUUCCAACUUAGAUGUUCUCAAUCAGGUCAUCCGGGAGAGAGACACAAAGCUCCCUAAGCCCCAGCUGGAGCAGCCUUAUUCCGAUAGAUGGUAUGAAGUUUUACAGUUUUGCUGGCUGUCACCAGACAAGAGACCAGCAGCCGAAGACGUGCAUAGACUGCUCACCUACCUGCGGAUGCAAAGCCAAAGGGACUCGGAAGUCGACUUUGAACAACAGUGGAAUGCUCUUAAACCAAAUACAAACAGCAGAGACGCUUCCAGUAAUGCUGCGUUCCCGAUUCUCGACCACUUUCCCCGGGACCGGCUUGGUCGUGAAAUGGAGGAAGUCCUCACCGUGACUGAGACGAGCCAGGGCCUGAGCUUCGAGUACGUCUGGGAGGCGGCUAAGCACGAUCACUUCGACGAGCGCGCUCGGGGCCACCCGGACGAAGCCCUGUCCUACACAAGCAUCUUCUUUCCAGUUGAAGUUUUCGAGAGUUCGCUUUCGGAUCCCGGGCCCAGGAAACAAGACGACAGUGGCCAGGAUGUCCCCCUCAGGGCCCCUGGAGUUGUUCCCGUGUUUGACGCCCACAACCUUUCUGUGGGGAGUGACUAUUACAUCCAGUUAGAAGAAAAAAGCGGGAGCACCUUGGAGCUCGAUUACCCACCUGCACUGCUUACCACUGAGAUGGAUAAUCCAGAAAGAAGAAGUGACGAGGCGUCUCAGUUUCUGACACUCAGGAAUCUGGAAUUGGAGGAGUCCAGUACAGAUGAGGAUUUCUUCCAGAGCAGCGCAGACCCCAAAGAUUCCACCACACCCGAGGACGUACACGUUACCGGGGGCCCUGAGAGUCCUUUCAACAGUAUAUUUAGUGAUCUUGACAAAUCAGAGGAUUUGCCCAGUCACCAAAAAAUAUUUGACUUAAUGGAACUGAACGGAGUUCAAAGUGACUUGAAGCCAACGACUUUACGUUCGAGUUUGGAGGACCCCAAAGAGUCAGUAGUCACGUGCCACUUUGAGAAAGAAAAGCCCCAUAAACUUUUUGACUCUGAGCUUCUUUGCUCAUCAGAAAACCUUGUGCACCAAGAUAAUUUCGAUCCGCUGGAUGUUGAAGAAUUGUCAGAAAACUUUUUAUUUCUUCAAGAGAGGAACUUAGUAAAAGACUCAUUGUCUAGCAAAGAACAUAUAAACGAUCUUCAAACAGAGCUUAAAAAUGCCGGUUUUACUGAAACUAUCUUAGAAACUCCACGUAGAAACUCUUUAGAUACUGAGCUUAAGUUUGCUGAAAAUAAACCAGGCUUUUCUCUGUUGCGGGAGAACACGAGUGCAAAGGGGAAAGAUGCAGGUGUCCUGCCCAGCGACAGCGCUUUGCACACCUCACUGCAGUCUUCCCCAGAAGUGCAGGGGCCCCCUACCUCGCUCGAAACAGAAGGAACGCCUCAUAGUGCACCCCCAGAUACGUGCCCGAAGCAGGGAGAAACCAAGCCCACGUGUUUAGAUGCCGGUCUCCAUGAAGACCGUCUCUGCCAAGAAACCAGCCCAGACUCUGUGACCGUCCCAGCUGAAAUUCCCCUGACUGAUGCCAAGACACAGGGUGUUGGCGACAGGUCCCGUGACUUGACUCAGCAAAGUGAGGCAGCCUUGAGACUACCCAAAAGUGACUCAGUGCUUGUUGAUGACGUUUUUGCCAGUAAGGUGGGUAUAGAGAAGAGUCUUCCAGAAUUGAGACAGGACUCAGAGAAUCAGCCACUUUGCGAAGACCAUCGCAGUCACAGUCUGCUGGAGAAAAGCUUGGAGGCUGUGGAGACUCUGAAGCAGCUGAAUUAUAAAGAUGCCGCAAAAGAGACGGGCCUGGUGUCUGCCCUCUCCUCGGACUCCACCAGUCAAGACAGCCUGUUAGAAGACAGCUUGUCCACACCCAUUCCAACAUCGGAACAGUCUCUGGAGACCCCGGACUCUCUGGACUCUGUGGACGUCCGUGAAGUUCUGCUGGGCUCUUUGGGCUCUCACACACCUCAGAAACUCUUGCCCCCCGAUAAGCCUGCAGACAGUGGCUACGAGACAGAGAACUUGGAGUCCCCUGAGUGGACUCUGCACCCUGCUCCUGAUGGCACCUCAGCCUCUGAGGCGACCACGGCAGGCAACAGCGGUCAUGGCGAGUUGCCUCCCAACCCUGUCAUUGUCAUCUCAGAUGCAGCUGAUGGCCACAGGGGCACAGAAGUGACUUCACAGACUUUCACGUCUGGCUCCCAGAGCUCAUACAGAGACUCUGCUUACUUCUCAGACAAUGACUCUGAGCCUGAUAAGAAGUCGGAGGGGGUCCCAGGAACCCCAGCGUUGGCCUCGACGAUAGUAGCGGAUCAGCCCCUGCCUGAGCCAGUCAUCCCAGAGCAGAGUCCUGGCACCAAGGACAGUUGCCCGGAAACCAAAAAUAGCCAGCCUGACCAAAGUUGUCUGUCUGCUUUGCAAAAUUCCAGUCACCCGGAAUUAAGAGAAACGUCAGAACCAGCAGUGACUGACGUUUCCAGACAGACGCAUCCUGAAGACGAGGCUGGCAGCCCCUUGAGUCUGUGGAACUCAGAGCUGAGCAGCGGUGAUGACUUUGAGGCCCAGGAAGAGCGCCCCUGCACGCUCGCCUCCACUGGAACCAACACCAACGAGCUCCUGGCGUUUGCAAAUUCCACCCUCCGCUCCGGCAGCCCGGCGGACCUGACGGAGGAGGAGUCCUCAGGCGGCCACUCCGAGGGCCCCAAGCUCAAGGAGCCGGAUAUCGAAGGGAAAUACCUGGGGAAGCUUGGUGUAUCGGGGCUGCUGGACCUCUCCGAGGACGGAAUCGAUGCGGACGAGGAGGACGAAAACAGUGACGACUCGGACGAGGACCUGCGUGCGUUCCACCUGCACAGCCUCAGCUCCGAGUCGGAGGAUGACACCGAGCACCCCGUCCCCGUGAUCCUCAGCAGCGAGGACGGGAGGCACUUACGGAGCCUCUUGAAGCCCUCGGCCGCUGUUGCCGUUGACCAGCUACCAGAUGACUGGAAAAAGGAAAAGAAGGCCGUGACGUUUUUUGACGAUGUCACAGUCUAUCUGUUUGACCAGGAGACCCCAACCAAAGAGCUGGGACACUGUGGAGGAGAAGCGCACGGCCCCGACUUGAGCAGCCCAGCACCUUCGUCAGGCUUCCCCUACCUGAGCAGGUGUAUCAAUUCCGAAAGUUCAACUGACGAAGAAGGUGGAGGCUUUGAAUGGGACGAUGAUUUCUCCCCAGACCCUUUCAUGUCAAAGACAACGAGCAACCUUCUUAGUUCCAAGCCUUCUCUUCAGACAUCAAAGUACUUUUCUCCGCCGCCGCCGCCCCGGAGUGUGGAGCCGAGCUGGCCCCACGCGUCGCCAUAUUCCAGGUUCUCCAUCUCUCCUGCCAACAUCGCCAGCUUCUCUCUCACUCAUCUUACCGACUCGGACAUCGAGCAAGGAGGUGAGACAGGAAGCAGCGAAGAUGGAGAAAAAGAUUAGGCGGAUGCUGACACCCUCCGGGGUCCCAGGCUGCUCCCCCAGGGCGGCAUUCGUGCGCUGCCAGCGAGCUUCGACAUCCACUCCACAUCUGCUGAAAUGGAACAGGGAGAGACUCAGGAGGCAAAAGGGAGCCAGCGCUGGGCUCCGAGCGCCGAGCCCGCGGCCGGAAGCCGGGCUGGGCAGGCGUGGUCUCGUCCGGUGCGGAGUGCUGCCCUGCAGCUGCGCCCUGCGGCCGCUCUCACCGCUGCAAGUGCUCACGCUCAGGUGUCCUUGGGGAGCGCCGACCCCGCUCCGGUGUGCAGGGGACUGUAGGCUCCGGGUUGUUCCUGGUUGCCCUGCGGGGUGCUGUCUGAGUCCACACCUGUAUGCAGGGGCCCAGAGGACGCACAAUGGGAAUUGGCACCAGUGAGCCAUAUUUAUUACUUUUAAAGAAAUCACUAAUUGCUUUCUGUAAUUGCACUGUGGAUAAAUGUUCCAAGAGUCCCUGAUAUUGUACAGAAUCUUAAAUUAUUCAAGGAAAAUAAGGCAGGUCAAGCUGGUGCUAUCCACUAGUUUGAUUUUUUUUCUGUUUUAUAGUUUGUUUGCAUGGUACUUGUAAAGCUUCCAUAUUUUGAGUGUCACGCUGUCUUUAGAAUUGUUGGAAUUGUACAUAUGGUACUCUUUCGUACGCGAUAAAUGAUUCCGAAUGUUAGUGUUUUAUGUUCUUAUAGGAAAUAUUUUUGAUGAGUCCAAAAAGACUGCUCUGUUCUGUGGGGUGAGUGAAACACAUUUUUGUCUCUUCUCUAUAAAGUUUCCCUGCAGCAGAUGAGGCUUCUGAGGAGCUGAAGGGUCUUGCACCCCAUUCGUGUCAUUCUCCCACCCUGCCCCCCUAUUUUUUAGACCGUUUUGGUAAAAAUCAGCAGGUGGUGCACCCAGAACUCAGCUGCAGGUUAGAAUGCCUGGGUCCCCCGACCCCUCUCCCUGGGGAGCCGAGCGGCUCCCUGCCUGCUGUGUUCUGAGUGGCAGGUCGAGUGACCUGCAGACAGAGUGUGGCGCCCAGGCCUCCUCCCCUCAAAGCCGGCUCUUCUGCUCGAUUCUAGAAGUGCAGACUGCUGUGGCUUCCGUGUCCUUGUACCGCCUUCCCCCGGGAAGGUGGAGGCUCCGAGGAAGCAGCCGCCCCGCAGAGGGCUCUGGCACCGAGGGCGGGUUGGCUUCUUUCUUCUUUCCACUUCAGGUGUUGAUCGCCCCUCAGAACCCCUUCGAGUGUGUCACAUCCAGGUGUGGCUGCUCUCUGUAACCGAGGACAUACACUACAUCCCUACAUCCCACAGCCGUGAGGGGCGACAAGGGACAACGGUAGAGCCUCUGCAGCUGGCACAUCCUCCUGGUCGGAACCUUGAGUGGCCCCGCGUGGCUGUCACAUCCAGACGCCGGCCCGGGGCUCGUCUGCCUGACCCUUCCCUCUGCAUUAAGCACCAAGUUCUCCCCUUGCUUCGAAAGGGACCGAGCAUGUCCAGCGCAACCUCAUCAUGGUGGCAGGAGUCGGUGUUCCAAGUAAAAAGCUGACCUCCCGCAGUUCUUGAGUUCUGCUCUGAUGUCAGGAAGUUUCCAGGGGCUAGAGCAGCGGAGCGGCGUGUGCUGAGGGAGGCUCGCCGUGUCCCUGAGGAAGCCGUGUGUACCAGGCAGGGCCUCAGGUCUGCCGUCCCGGUGCUGGCCUCAGCCCAGGCGUUUUCCGGUGCUGAUGCGCUCUCCCGACUCCAGCGGAACACCAGGAGGACCCCAGGCCCGGGCUGUGGCUGCGGGAUGUCGGUCACAGGCGCUCGGGGCCUGGUGCGAGGUGCAGCGUGUCCUGGCCAGAGUUAGGCUGCGGCUGCGGGACGUCAGUCAGGCGCUCGGGGCCUGGUGCGAGGUGCAGCGUGUCCUGGCCAGAGUUAGGCUGCGGCUGCGGGACGUCAGUCAGGCGCUCGGGGCCUGGUGCGAGGUGCAGCGUGUCCUGGCCAGAGUUAGGCAGCGGCUGCGGGACGUCAGUCAGGCGCUCGGGGCCUGGUGCGAGGUGCAGCGUGUCCUGGCCAGUUAGGCAGCAGAUUGUGACCUUUCUGCUCAGCUCUGGGUCACUUCACUGACUUUAUAGCAGCAAUAACUUUCCCAAGCAGGGAAACUGAGGGUGGAGAAAGGGCCCUGCACCCUCCACUCGGGGUGAGCUGGGGCGGGCGUCGCCGGAGGACCCUGCCAGCCAGCGCUGGGCCUGCCUCCGACGUGCACAGCCAAACACAUGGGGAGGUGAUUUUGCCAAAAUUGUGAUAACGCCGAAUUUAUUGCUAUGGAGGCUUCCUGAGUUUUCUGGAUUUUUACAUCUGACUGCCAGUCUCAGUUGAGAGAGAAAUGAGAGGCACUUAACACCAGUUUUCUCGAAUUAAGGAGCUCAGAUUAAUCACUCACAUCAAGCAAAUCUGUAGAAUAUAUAGUCUUCUUAUACAGUCAGCCUGGGACAAAUUUAUUGAUAUUUUGGGGCUGUACAUUUUUCACUAUGAUUAAGGAGAUUUUAAUGACAUAAUUCCCAUUUUAAUUUAUUUUAAGUCUAUAUCACUGUCAUAAUUAAUUGCCAAAAAAAGCAUUUUAUACGUUGCGUUGGGGGGCGGGCUGGGGUAGUAGAUACUGUUGUGGCGUUGCAUGGUGGGGAAGACUCUAUUUAUAAUAAACAUGUGACUUGACAUGUUCUUUUGAAAUCUCAAGCAAUACACGGGAAAUAAAUUAUGUAGAUUAAAAUUUUCAGCCCAUUUUUGAAAUGUCAGCAUGUGCUUUCUUGUUCGAUUUUGUUUUUUUUACUCAGUUGCUUACCAGUGGUGGGUUUUUGAGUCAUACUUGUUCUAAUGAGUUAUGCAGUGACAUAAACCAGUGGCAUUCUCUAGAUAGUAUGGGUGAGGUUCAUAAUACCUGGUUCACACUAUUUCCUGGCCUCCUGUGGAAUCUGUCAGAUUUUAAUUAGUCUUACUUUGGUGGAAUUUACGUAUUUUAAAUCCUACGAUAGAAAUAAUCGAACCUUCAUGUCCUUCCUAGCUAGAUGUUAAUUUGUGUUAUCCAAUGACCCUGUCAUUAGCCAGAAAGAGAAAUGGAGAAAAAGUGCUCCCCACAUCCUUGUGGCCUGGCCUGUGCGCCUGGGGAGAAGCCAUUCAUCUUCAGGGUGAAGACGCCCAGCGCCACGAACAGCGUUCCUUCUAUUUUUAAACGUACAGGCGAUUGUUUCUAUAGAAAUGGGUUUAUCUAAGAGAAGCCUUUGUAUGUCUUGCUGCCGUAAAACGCCUUUCAAAACCUCUUCCUUGUAUUGCAUUUUCCAUAGGGUGUUCGUAGGGUCGAUGACUUGCUGCGUGUCUGCCUGAGGGCCCCGGGCACAAGGGAGGCAGCUGCCGGCUUUGCUCUGCCCUGCCCGUCAUCUGAAAAUUCCAGAAGUGAACCAAGUGUCAGGCUCCAAACGUUGGGCGUCAGUUAUGGGGGCUUCAAAUUAUCAGCCUUACGAGAAGCAGCCUUAAAAUAAGAAUGGGUGUACACAGUUACUUCAGAUUUAAAUCCCCCAAAACAAUAUUCCUAGGUAGUAAGGAGGUUGGCUCAAGUUUUGGCUAUUAAAAAGAGACUUCUCUGUAGUAUAUAAAUAAAUUCUUCAAGAUGUGUCGACAGUAUUGAUUACCAACAGCCUGGUACUGGAGUGGCUUGAACCUGUUGUGGUUGUCCCAGUUCGCGCAGGCGUGGAUGGAGCUGGAUACUGGACUGGCGUGUGUACCCACUGUCUAAUUCCGUCCGCAGAUGAGGACCUCAGGGCGGUCACACCUACGAGGUGUCCCUGUCGUGCUUUAACACAGCUGUAAGAGGUUCAUGGCAAUAUAACAGUUCCUGAACUUUCAAUUCAAAUUGUGUACAUUUUUAAAUUGUAAGAUUUUUACUGUAUAUUGAUGCAUAGUGUGAUUCAAUAAAUUGCUUGUAAUUUAAAAACUAUUUAAUAUUCAAAAUAAAUAUAGUUAUAUAUUUA